AUGGAAGUGCGCUGGCACCCGUCGUACGAUGCUGCAGCCCGUCCCAAUCGCAUCGCCUGCUCGGCUCCGUUGUCUGGGGCAUGCCGUGAUGCGCUGCGUCGGUCCGUCGUCGUGACUGCCUGCACGUCCCUGCACCGCCGCCGCUCAGCCAGCUCGCCGCGAAGAUGCUUGGCCCAAGGCGCGGCUGCACACGCGCGUGGAAUCCUGGACGGCCCUCUUGCGCUGAGGAAGGACGGCCUGCGUCCGAUCCGCGCGCAGCCAGAGCCGUCCCACUCGACUGUCGCGGCGGAGCGGCGUUCGCCCGCCGUGUCCAUGCAUCCGUCCGUGUCUGUGGCGACCGACGAGGCUGGCUUCCACGCCAGACGCAGCGCCACGCUCGCUUCCGUGGACGUCGCCCAGAACGCGACGGGAAGCAAGUGUUGUCACCGUGCUGCCGAGCACCCACGCGGGCGAGCUAUAAGGGCGAGCGCGGAGGACGCAGGGGGUGUCGAUGCCCUCGACGGGCCCUGUGUGCGAGCCGCCGAGCGUCGUGCCGCGUUCCCGGCGAUUUCGACACCACUCGCGUUGGCGGGAGCAGGCGUCUUCACGGAGGUGUCCUGA
Fomitopsis serialis is the source of this 600-nucleotide messenger RNA. RefSeq lists its product as uncharacterized. The transcript has 3 exons. Lineage: Eukaryota; Fungi; Basidiomycota; Agaricomycetes; Polyporales; Fomitopsidaceae. The record is from RefSeq and is a predicted model, not a curated record. The coding region runs from base 1 to 600 and encodes 199 amino acids.